AAUAAGCGAAAACAAACAAAUUAAUGUAGCUCUGCUGCCGGCACCCCUCUUCCUCGACACACUGCCGUCUAACUCGGUCUCAGUCCCGUUCGUACGCUCGGUAGGAGGGGUCUAUCGAGUUGCAUACGGCGAACACAGUCACAGUCUGCGCUGUCGUGAUAUAUGACUGGAUGGUUCUCUGUGCCAGCGUCAUGGGAAGGGGGAAUAGCCAAAAACCAACAAUCCAUCGAGGCAGCGUGCUUUGUAGUGUGGCAUGUUUUAGUUCGAAAGUGUCCCCCGAUCGAUGAAGUCACGUUCCGUCGUCGCCGUUGUCGUUUUAUCGUAAUCAGAACGCGUAUCGCCGGCCACCCUUAUCGUGUAUGCCUUCAUGCCCAUCUGCGGAAGCAGCAUCUCAGCGAUAUGGAUAAGGUGACCGAGUUACUCCAGCCAGCGCCUCCGGAAGAUCGAUUGAAAUUGUCGCGUCUUCCGAGUUCGUCGUUCUCCAUCGAAAACCUAAUCGCGACGGAACAUCACCGGCGGCAGCGGGGAAGUCCGCCGGGAUCGGAUCAAUCUCCCCCGCAUUUGGCGACUGUCGACACGUCCAAUUCGUAUUUGGUCAACGCGGCCGGUUACAACGCGGCUGCCAUGCUUUCGUUGACGAACUUUCCGUUGUACAACCCCUGGGUGGGCUACCUUUCGCCGGCGGCCAACGAAAAACUAUCGCAACUGUUCUCCAGUGCUGCUUGUGGGGGUGACAAACGUGUCUAUAAAUCAGUGCCAGGUGAUCCAGCAGAAGCUCCUGCCAGUAACGACGCAUCUGGUCAAAGUGUUCGUGGUGAUAAAUCGUCAAUAGAUGUGAAUGCCUUCAAAACGUUUUCGGGGGCAACAGUGCCAUAUGGGGGUGCCGCGAUGCCAAAUCUCGAAGCGGCAGCACAAUACUUUGCAAACAGCUCACGAAGGUCCUUGUACAAUCCAACGGAUUUCGGUGAAGGUGGAUCAAGUGGUGGUGAUAAGAUAAAUCAUAGUAAUUACGGUGCAAACAGUGCCAUCGGGGGGAGAAUAUUUCUGAGGAAUUUCAGUAGUGAUUUGGCGUCGCCGGCAGUGGUCAGUCGGAGUAGUUUGGACUUGCAGGACUCGGAUUCGAGGCAGUCGUACCUGAAUAUUGAUCGAGAUGAGGAUGAACGACCGCUGGCGGGAGACGGUGGAGGGGAUAGCAAUGAUGAGGGGUCGUACAGCGAUGAUAUCAGCUUGUCACUAUCGCCGAAUGGAUGCGGAAAAAGCAACGAACUGGAUGAAACCGAUUCCGAGCCGUGUUCCGACGAUGAUGAAUCAUCCCCGCACGGUGGUCCGCACUCGAAGAAAUCAAGCGGGAGUGGUGCCACCGGUUCGAACGAAAACUGCUCCAAAUCCCGCCGGAGACGAACUGCCUUCACCUCGGAACAGCUGCUCGAGCUGGAACGGGAAUUCCAUGCGAAAAAAUAUCUCAGCCUGACAGAGCGCAGCCAGAUUGCGACCACAUUGAAGCUGAGUGAAGUGCAGGUCAAAAUAUGGUUCCAAAAUCGCCGGGCCAAGUGGAAACGGGUCAAAGCGGGACUCAACUCGCACGGGCUUGCUGGGCGGGGUGGUACCAGCGGCGGCACUACCAACAGCACCAAAAUCGUUGUUCCUAUUCCGGUGCACGUGAACCGUUUUGCCAUCCGAUCGCAGCACCAGCAGAUGGAGAAGAUGAACCUGGUCGGUCCGAAGGCGGAGCUGCGGAAAGAUCUGGGUAUGGAGCCGAGCAGUUUCGAGCGGUUCGGAUUAAGUAAGUUGGGGCCUACGCCGGGGGCUGGGGGAUUUUGAGGAGCGAGCAGCGGUAUGCGCGAGACCAAUUUGUGUGAUAGAGAUUGUUUUUAUAGUGUAGGGUAAUUUUAGGACUUUUAUUGAAAGGGAGAAAGAGGAGUAAUUUCCUCAUUGAGCUCUCUGGUGGCACUGCGGGUAGAAUUAUGCCCAAUUAGUCAACGAGUGUGGUGAUUUAUUUUUCAAAUCGUUACGCUCUCGGGCCAUGAGUGGCAGUCCGCGAAUGGAACUGAACUGCAAGAGAUGUACUUUAAUUUGAGUUAACUCGAGGAUGAUUAUUUUACAAAUUGGAAGUAUGAAUUGGAUGUAAUGUAUUGUAGAGAUUAAUCUAGUUUUAAGAGGAUAACGCGUGCGAAGAAGAGGACAGUUUAUUAAUAGAGUACAUCCGAUUGUAA
Messenger RNA from Armigeres subalbatus, 2213 nucleotides. RefSeq names its product homeobox protein unplugged (gene unpg). The record is from RefSeq and is a predicted model, not a curated record. The coding region runs from base 163 to 1821 and encodes 552 amino acids. Lineage: Eukaryota; Metazoa; Arthropoda; Insecta; Diptera; Culicidae. Gene Ontology annotation, cellular component: nucleus. Gene Ontology annotation, molecular function: RNA polymerase II transcription regulatory region sequence-specific DNA binding; DNA-binding transcription factor activity, RNA polymerase II-specific. Gene Ontology annotation, biological process: regulation of transcription by RNA polymerase II; regulation of nervous system development. The transcript is spliced from 3 exons.